Molecule: messenger RNA, 1506 nt
Organism: Phalaenopsis equestris
Lineage: Eukaryota; Viridiplantae; Streptophyta; Magnoliopsida; Asparagales; Orchidaceae
Product: translin
Exons: 7
Coding region: 24-956 (310 amino acids)
Biological process (GO): RNA metabolic process
Cellular component (GO): cytoplasm; nucleus
Molecular function (GO): RNA binding; single-stranded DNA binding; sequence-specific DNA binding
Source: RefSeq, a predicted model, not a curated record
CAUUUAUCCGCUGAAUCUCUCCGAUGAGAGUAGCGCUCCGUACCGCUGUCUUCUAUUCAGCAACCUCCAGCGUCUCUUUCUCCCGUUCUCUCCCUCGAAACCCUCUCCUACCCCCUCUUCUUCCUUUCUCCUCACUCCUUCGCAGCUUCUCCGACUCCUCCGGUUCACUUCCGCCAAUGGUGAUGACCACUACUAAUGCCGCUGCAACUGCUGCUGCAGGAGGCGUAGAUGGCGACGGUGGCGGCUGCGGCGGCGGACAGGGACCAUCCAUUCCAUUCUCUUCUUCUAUGGAGACACAGUUUGAGUACUUCCGCGACCAGCUGGAAGAGUCCGGAAACGUCCGUGAGCUGAUCCGAUCAGUGGCGUCGGAGAUAGAGGCUGUUCUUCGGGUCAUGCAUGCGGACCUUCUGUUGGUGCACCAGUCCAUCCCUCCUCCAGAGGUGUUAAAGAAAGCUAAUGCUCAGAUUGGAGUGCUUAGGGGUCACUAUGGACGGCUCGCUGAGAUUCUUCGUGAGUGUCCUGGGCAGUAUUAUAGGUAUCAUUCUGAUUGGAGGAGCGAGACGCAGACAGCAGUUUCUUUGCUAGCUUUUUCACAUUGGCUGGGGACGGGAAGCCUACUCACACAUGCAGAAGCUGAGAAUAAGCUUGGAUUGGAUGCUUCAGAAUUUGGCCUGGACAUUGAAGACUAUCUUACAGGCCUGUGCUUUAUGUCCAAUGAAUUGCCCAGAUAUGUGGUCAAUCAAGUCACUGCUGGUGACUAUGACUGCCCGAGAAAUUUGCUGAAGUUUCUAACGGAGCUGCACUCAGCUUUUAGGAUGCUUAACCUUCGCAAUGACUUCCUGCGUAAGAAAUUUGACGGCAUGAAAUAUGAUUUGCGACGAGUCGAAGAAGUGUACUAUGAUGUGAAAAUCCGCGGCCUUGCUCCAACAGAAUCCAACCCAGAACCAAUUGCUUGAAGGCAGGUCAACAAUUCUUGCCUAUAUGUUUUCAGCUUAGGAACCUCUUGUGCCGUAUUCAUGGUGGGGGUGUCAAAUCUGUUUCGGGGGUCGAGUUCGAGUUUGACCCGACCCUAAUGCUAAACAUUUCAGAAAAUCAAACUCGAAUUCAACCACCCUCAACUUGGUGAACCGUACCCACUUUUGUAACAUGUUUAACAUAAAGCAUAAUAGCUAUUUGGGUCAACAUUGGGUCAAUUUUUAGUUGGCGGAUCUAUUCUAAGUCAAUUUUGGGCUGUCAGGUCAACUCAAACUCAACUCGAAAAGUUAAACGGACUAGGAUUCCUAAUCUUAAGUCAACCCAAAAUUAUUCGGAUUAACACGAAUCCGGAUUUUUUUAGUCAAGUUCGAGUCGAGUUGGCAUGCCGGGUCACUUUCUUACACCCCUAAUUCAUGGAGUAAUCCUGGUUACCAUUCUUUAUGAAGAUGCAGAAAAAAUUUUCUCUGAUCAUUUUGCGGACUAAAUUUUGUUUAAAUUUUAUACAGAUCAAACAAAAAUCAUGCUAGCAAA